UGCUCCACCCCGGCAGCGUUUGAAAAUAGUUACAAGUGAAGGGAGGAGACCAACAGUUAGUUGAUAAUUAGUUAACUAAACACUGUUUGUUGAUAUCUAUUCGUCGUUUAUUUGAGCUAAAUCGACGUUUUAAGCUUCAGUGAUGUCUGAGGAGCUUGUGUGUUCAAAGCCGGAGGAGGCGAGGAACGGCGAGACAGAAAACAGCGUAGAAAUCGUUAUCACACUUACCAGUGAAGAUCCACCAAAUAAUCAUGAUCAUAAUGUCAACCAACAGACAGAAAGAGAGGCAGAGACUGUCUGUAAUGAGAUCAGACCAAACCACAGUCGAGUUUCUAAAGAGUUAUUUCAGGCAGAAGAAGAUGAUGAUGAUGACAGCGGCACCCAUUAUCUGAAUAGCGAUGAGAGACCAUGUACUCAUCUACAGCGAGCAGAGAGGCCAGGAAAUGGAAAACUGCCGGACACCUUCCAGACAGACCAUCUUCUGUACUAUGAGAGAUUCAAAGCAUAUCAAGAUUACAUGCUUGGUGACUGUAAAACAUCUGAAGUGGAAGCCUUCACGGCUGAAUACCUGGAGAAGAUAGUGGAGCCAUGUGAUUGGCAAGCCAUAUGGCACGCUGAUGUGUUUGAUGUGCUGGUUGAAGUUGUUGAUGUCGAUUGUAAGGAGCUGAAGGCAAAGGUGGAUCUGGUGCUGCCGAUGGAGUGUGAGACCAGAGGCUGUGAUCUUACUGAAGAGUCCAUGAAGGCCCUGCUGGAGGCUACACUUCAUAAAGUGCCUCUUCUCGAGCUCUCGGUUGUCUAUGAUGAAUCCGGGGACUUUGAUCAGACUGCUUUGGCCCUAGAACACCUCCGGUUUUUCUAUAAGCAUAUCUGGAGGAAGUGGGAUGAGGAAGAUGAGGACGAUGACUUUGAUUACUUUGUUCGGUGUGUGGAGCCUCGUCUUAGGCUGUACUAUGAUAUCUUGGAGGAUCGCGUGCCAGCUGGUCUUGUAGCUGAGUAUCACUCGACACUGGCACUCUGCUCUGAGAAGUUUCGGGAGUUUUCCAGCCUGAGAAGUGGCCUGGACAGCGACUCCGAGUCUGAGCAAGACAAUGUAUCCAUGGUGGAAGGACUGCGUCUGUAUGAGCAGCUGGAAGCACUUAAACGCAAGCUGCGUAUUAUUGAAAACCCGCUGCUCAGGUAUGUUCUGGGCUACAAGGUGAACUCCGGUCAGCAGUCAUGCAGGGCAAAGGGUCCACGUCCCGCUGGCGGCCGAGUGGUUCACUUGGUAUCUGCCUCGGCCACAGUUCACCAGCUUCAAAGCUUGAUAACUGACAAACUGAUGCCCCACUAUUCAAGUGAAGAGUUUGAAGUGCAGUUUCACAGCGACCCGGUGCUUGCGGUCAAUGCGUGCUAUGAGGGGGAUGUGGUCAUCGUAUGCCCUGGCCUUUACAGCAUCACCAGCUCCAUCAGUAUUGUUGACUCCAUCGAGGUUGAAGGAUACGGUCUGCCGGACGAGGUGGUGAUCGAGAAGCGUAACAAGGGUGACGCGUUUGUGGAGUCAACAGGAGCAAACGUCAAACUCUUGAAUCUAAAGUUCAUACAGCGCGACGCCAUUGAAGGCAUCUUGUGUGUUCGCCAGGGGAAGCUGGAAAUGGAAAAUUGUGUGAUGCAGUGUGAGACCACAGGUGUGAUUGUGCGAUCGGCGGCCCAGCUCUGCAUGAACAUGUGCGACCUGUAUGGCUCCAAGGGUGCCGGUGUGGAGAUCUACCCUGGGAGUGUAUGCAGUCUGGUGGGCAAUGGCAUCCAUCACUGCAAGGAGGGGAUCCUGAUUAAGGAUUUUGCAGACGAGUUGGACGCCAUGCCUAAAAUCACCAUGGUGAAUAACAUGAUCCACAACAAUCAGGGCUAUGGCGUUAUCUUGGUCAAGCCAGGUGAUGCUACCGUGGAGGAUCUGCCCUCAGAGCCCAGUGCCGCAGAUGAGAGGGAGAAAGAAUUUGAGAACACAGGAGUACAAUCAGAGGCAGAUAUAGAUGAUGAUGGUUGUGAUGAUGAUGUGCCUGCCAUUGUCGUGGAGGAAGAGUGCCCAGCCAUCAAACAUGGCCACUCCGGCCCUCCAGACUUCACUGAGGGAAAUGAUGCCAUCAAACAAGAGUUGGUUGCCACAUCGGCCAAGAAACAUGGGCUUCAGAAGAGCCGGAUGAAAGCACUAGGGGCCAUGCAGGCUGAUGAGAAUCUACUCUCACAGGAAAUGUUCAUUUCCAUUCAUGGAAAUCAAUUCAAGCACAAUGGAAAGGGAAGCUUUGGUACCUUCCUGUACUGAAAGCUUCUCUACGGCAAGCAUGCACAGACACACUUUACUGUUUAAUUAUUUAUUCUGUAUUUCUUCGAUUUUGCUGCAAGUUUACUUUGUGAGCUUUCAUUAAUUACUGUGUGAGUGAAAUGGCAAAAUGAAUUAAAUGUGCUAAAAUGUUUAGCCUUUUAAACUUUCUAUUUUUAACCUGUGCCUUUUUGAGUUGAGUCUUUGUUUAUCGGGAAGUUUUCAAACACUGAAACACUUGUGCAUGUAAUAACACAAAAGAGCAGCACCUUGGAAUUUUUUUGUUCAUACCAUGUCAUGUUUUUAUACCAAGACUUUUUUUUUUUUUUUUUUUUUUUUUUUUUGAGAGUUCACAUUUUUUCCACAUUUUAGUUUAAUGGUUACUAUAGUCACUAAUAAGCACUAAAAAGCAUUUAGUCCCUAAAAAAAGCAAAGAGCAAAAGCGGUAUUUUUUUAUUUUUCCCCCCUUAAUUGUCUCUCUA
This is a messenger RNA of Onychostoma macrolepis, 2778 nucleotides long. It is a transcript of the gene shcbp1, whose product is annotated as SHC SH2-domain binding protein 1. The transcript is spliced from 13 exons. Gene Ontology annotation, biological process: fibroblast growth factor receptor signaling pathway. The coding region runs from base 143 to 2299 and encodes 718 amino acids. Lineage: Eukaryota; Metazoa; Chordata; Actinopteri; Cypriniformes; Cyprinidae. The record is from RefSeq and is a predicted model, not a curated record.